AUGGUGUUGGUUGAUGAAAAGAACAGGGAUAGGGUGGCUAAGAAGGAGGUGGUGGAGCUUCCACAAAAUGAUCAAGCUGUAACUGUGGCAUUUCAUGGGGAGGAACUGAACGAGGAUGUACCUCUUGCCCACUUGUCUAAGAAGUCUCCUUUAACCAUGGAUAAACAAAACAAGGCGGUGGAGAAUAAAAACAACUCCAUUAAGGUUGCAACAGAUGGAACAUCCUCUCACGGUGCAGCAUUGAUUCGAGCAGAGGAGAUGCAGUCAAAUUUGGAAUCGGAAUUCCCUAGUUUUGUGAAGUCCUUAGUCAGAUCACAUGUUGCUAGUUGUUUUUGGAUGGGGCUGCCUGUAGCGUUCUGUAGAAGACACUUACCGGAUAAGGAUACAACAAUCACUUUGGAAGAUGAAUCUGGUAAAGAAUACAAAACGAAAUACAUUGCUUGUAAGACAGGAUUGAGUGCUGGUUGGAGACAGUUUUCUGCUGUGCACAAAUUGCAGGAGGGUGAUGUGGUGGUCUUCCAAUUAGUUGAACCUACCAAAUUUAAGGUUUGUAUAAUAAGAGCUAAUAAUUCGAGGGAACUAGAUGGGGCCCUUUCCCUUCUGAAUCUAGACAGUAACAUAAAACAAAAAGUGGGAGGCAAAGAUAAUGCAAAUACUAAUUCAGUAGCAUGUAAUAGCUCAAAGAGAAAACAUGGUAAACCUGUCCCUCAAGACAUCCAAAAGAAAAAGAAAACCGGUGUGCCAAGAUUAGGGCCUACGCCUAGGCAGUCUGCAGAACAAUCAGAAAAUGAUAGCGAGGAAGCUCUCUCAGAAGUACUGGAGGGCUUUAAAAUGCUUGAAUUCAAAAAUGUAAAACGUUUUGAAGAUUUUAGCAUCAUAGUCGAUGGAAUGCUAAUAGAUGCUGAACUCUCAACUGAAGUUCGAAACAAGUACUACAAGCUCUGCUACAGUCAGCAUGCUUUUCUUCAUGACAAUCUCAUCAAGGGCUUGAACUAUAAGCUGAUUGCUGGAAUUAUAUCUGAAACUGUCAACAUUGCUGAUGCCAUAAAAAUUAGUGUGAUAUCUACCCCACGUGUUGAAUUUGCUAGUUGGGAUAAAACUUUGCUUGCUUUUGAGCAUUUGGGCAUGAAUGUUGAAUUUUUAAGAAUAAGAUUGCGCCGGCUUGUAAGCAUUGCUUAUGAAACAGAUGAUGCCUCAGAGACCAAAAGAUACUUGGCAUAUAGAAGUGAACAUAGUCGAGCUGAUGAUGAAAUAAAGAACAUGGAAACUAAGCUUGAAGAAUUGAAGGGAGCCUGUAAUGGUUUUGGUGCUUAUCUUGAGAGCUUGAGGUGCAAAGCAGAAAGCUAUCAGCUCAAGUUUCAGAAAGAGGUCACUUCUCUUUGGUGA
Molecule: messenger RNA, 1386 nt
Organism: Gastrolobium bilobum
Lineage: Eukaryota; Viridiplantae; Streptophyta; Magnoliopsida; Fabales; Fabaceae
Product: B3 domain-containing protein Os01g0234100-like
Exons: 6
Coding region: 1-1386 (461 amino acids)
Molecular function (GO): DNA binding
Source: RefSeq, a predicted model, not a curated record